Gregarina niphandrodes is the source of this 474-nucleotide messenger RNA. RefSeq lists its product as hypothetical. Bases 1 to 474 code for a protein of 157 amino acids. The transcript has a single exon. The record is from RefSeq and is a predicted model, not a curated record. NCBI's taxonomy places the organism in Eukaryota, Apicomplexa, Conoidasida, Eugregarinorida, Gregarinidae.
AUGUGCCCGAGGCACUACCUCACAGAUGAGGACUCAGGACUGAAGGCGUUCGUGGAGGUAGGAGAAGGCAAAGUAGUGCUGAAUGUCCGUGGAGCUAGAGCCAGGACCGACUACCUGAAGGCGGUGCAAAAGUUCGUAAACAAGGAGAUGAGUGCUGACAAGGAAAAGAAGGGCCAGCCGGCACCGGGAGAGGACGUCGGCAUGCCAGUGGCCGCGGUCGAGAAGGUAGUGCAGAGUGAGGGUCCAGACGGCGCGAAUGUGUUGGUCGCAUACAGAGACGCACAGGAGUACCCGAAGGUGGCGCGCGUCAAGUACGAGGCGCGUUUCGAGGCAAGCGGCAAGCUGUACAGAGCGAGGUUGAGACAUCUCGAGCCGGAGUUGCGGGCCGAGUUGGAGAAGCAAGUGGUGAAGCAGCUGAAGCUCGGAGUCAUCCGUCCUUCGAAAAGCGAGUGGGCCGCCGCGACGCACUUCUGA